Molecule: messenger RNA, 1059 nt
Organism: Botrytis byssoidea
Lineage: Eukaryota; Fungi; Ascomycota; Leotiomycetes; Helotiales; Sclerotiniaceae
Exons: 4
Coding region: 1-1059 (352 amino acids)
Source: RefSeq, a predicted model, not a curated record
AUGGAUGAAUAUUACCAGAACCCACACUAUCCUGUUCCUGAUGCUGGCGAGAAUACAAUGGAUGAAUACGACUAUCCUCUUACUGGCGCUGGCGAUAAUACAAUGGAUGAAUUCUACAAUCCUGUUAUUGACGCUGGCGACAAUACAAUGGAUGAAUAUCACCAGAAUCCGUACUAUCCUAUUACUGACCCCCAGCAGUACUCUUCUUUUCCUCUUGAGAACGCAGACAUGUUUGCUGAUCCUGACCAAGAUAUUGAUUUCCAUUUUCUUAGCCGUCAGCUUCAAUUGCAUAAUGAACACCUCCAAAAUGAAAAUGAUCAGCUUCAGUUGCAAUACAACCAACUUCAAAGACAGCACAGUGAUCUCCAAGACAAGCAAAACGAUCUUCAAGACAAGCAUGACGAGCUACAAUCAAGGCAUCGCCGACUUCAACUUCAUAUUCACGAUGACCCAAUUGCUGCUAAACGUCUUUUAGUCGCUGCGAGAAAAAUCUACAGUGCCACUUUGGCUCAAGAUGAUGAUGAGCAUGAAGCGCCUGCUGAAAAUGUUGCACCUGCUGGCGGCCAUCGCUACAUAACAAGAAGCACUCAAAAGACCCAACCUGCUGUCAUGGGAAAACCUGUUGAAGAUGACGACUCCAAUCUUACCUCUGAUGUUGAAUAUGCUCCCGGCUCCGAAAGUGUCUCCGAUGAAGAAAUGGAGAAUGAAGAUUACGAACCUACUACCAAAUCAGUUGCUCCAGCUACUGCUGCACAUCAAGAGGUUAGAUUCGCCGUGAAGAAGGAUCUUGAACAAAACAUGCUAAUAUACCAUCGUAAGCCGUCUGCAUAUCGCGUAGUCUUUAUGACGAAAGAAGAGUUUUACCAUGUUAGAGGCGGGACUCGUGUUGCUCCACGAACCUUUUCUACGCCAGACGAGAAUGGUAAUAUUCAGGAUUACGUGCGCAUUCGAAUCACCGAAGCUGAGAGUGAGAGACUUGAUGCUUGGCGUGCCAGACACGGACGCAAGCCACAUGAAAUCCGCGAAGGUACCAAGGAUGCUGCUGCCAGAGAGCUUUGA